GAAUUCGUUCUGUGAAAUUAUUAAUCGUGAAAAAUGUCUUUAUACAUUUAGUUUUUCUAUUCUUUUAUCCGAUUUAAAUAUACUAAGACAACACGCGAUAGUGAUAGUGGUCAAAAGUCAUCCUAACGGCGGCAGAUGAAGUUGAGUUUGAGUGGAGGGGGGAUAGCCUUCCACCUGGGGGCACAAUCGGCUCCGAUCUAGGUUAGGAAGCCGUGGGGAUGUGGGCCGAGUAUAUACGCCGCUUCCAUGUCCACCUGAUAGUUCAUUUAUAGUGUUUCUUCGCUGUAGUUCUUCGGAUUACCAAUUGAUCAAGCAUGUUAAGGGAAUUAACGUUGCUCCUCAUAGGAGCUGUAUUAGUAAUGGGACAAAGAAGAUUGUCUCUGCCGGAUCCGAGAAGUUGCGCUAACAGAGUACGUCAUGCUACUUACAGAGACGCCAGAGGCGUGACGCAUUCCUAUUUCUUCAGUUGGGAGCACGGACCAACUAGAGGAUUGGAAGUGGAUUGGCUCGAUGCCAGAAACAUCUGCAGAAGGCAUUGUAUGGAUGCAGUUUCAUUGGAAACUCCACAAGAAAACGAAUUCAUCAAACAGAGAAUAGCCAGAGGUAACGUCAGGUACAUUUGGACGUCCGGUAGAAAAUGUAAUUUCGCCGGUUGCGAAAGGGCCGAUUUACAACCACCAAAUAUCAACGGGUGGUUCUGGUCGGGAUCCGGAGCUAAAAUCGGACCGACUACUCAAAGAAAUACCGGGGAUUGGAGCGCAACCGGAGGAUUCGGACAAGCUCAACCCGAUAACAGAGAAGCGGCACAGGGUAACGACGAAUCGUGUCUGUCUAUUCUCAACAAUUUCUACAAUGAUGGUAUUAAAUGGCAUGACGUUGCCUGUCAUCACGUCAAACCUUUCGUAUGCGAAGACAGCGAAGAAUUACUCAAUUUCGUCGCUUCUAGAAAUCCUGGUAUUCGUUUAUAGAUAAAGGCUCUGUAAAUUAUUAGAAGAAACACGAUCGUACCUUCAAAAAUGACCAUAAAUUUUUUUUUCUAUUUAUUUAUUUUAUUUGUCAAAUAUUGCUGACCAAAUCUCGAUAAGGUUUUUUAAAACUUUCAAUUGGUCAUUUUUUUUUUCAUCUACAUUUUUCCAUGGCUUUCGCUUGUGAAUAUUAGCUUUGUUAGAUGUUAGUUUUGUACCUAUUUUUUAAAUUAAUAUAUUUAAUAUUAAAA
Messenger RNA from Diorhabda carinulata, 1216 nucleotides. RefSeq lists its product as uncharacterized. The coding region runs from base 315 to 968 and encodes 217 amino acids. NCBI's taxonomy places the organism in Eukaryota, Metazoa, Arthropoda, Insecta, Coleoptera, Chrysomelidae. The record is from RefSeq and is a predicted model, not a curated record. The transcript is spliced from 5 exons.